CAGCACACAGUUUACCUAGAAUGAAAUUAAUUCCAAGUUACUUUGGGCUGAGCCUGGUGGCACACUUUUGGAAGCUGAGGGUUAACAACUAACAUUUAUGUAAUACAGAAGAAAAAGAUGUCGUUCCGUAAAGUAAACAUUGUCAUCCUGGUUCUGGCCGUUGUUCUCUUCCUAUUGGUUUUGCAUCAUAACUUCCUUGGCCUGAGCAGUUUGCUGAGGAAUGAGGUUUCAGAUUCAGGAUUUUUGGGGCUUCAGCCCAUAGACUUCAUCCCAAAUACUCCCAGACAUGUAGUAGAUGGAAAACAAGAAGAGAUUCCUGUGGUUAUUGCUGCAUCUGAAGACAGGCUUGGGGGGGCCAUUGCAGCCAUAAAUAGCAUUCAGCACAACACACGCUCUAAUGUGAUUUUCUACAUUGUUACGCUUAACAAUACAGCAGACCAUCUUCGGUCAUGGCUCAAUAGUGGUUCCCUGAAAAACAUCAGGUACAAAAUUGUGAAUUUUGACACUAAACUUUUGGAAGGUAAAGUAAAGGAGGAUCCUGACCAGGGGGAGUCCAUGAAACCAUUAACCUUUGCAAGGUUCUAUUUGCCAAUUCUGGUUCCCAAUGCAAAGAAGGCCAUAUACUUGGAUGAUGAUGUAAUUGUGCAAGGUGAUAUUCUUGCACUGUACCAUACACCACUAAAACCAGGACAUGCAGCUGCGUUUUCAGAAGACUGUGAUUCAGCCUCUACUAAAGUUGUCAUCCGUGUAGCAGGGAACCAGUACAAUUACAUUGGCUAUCUGGAUUACAAAAAAGAAAGAAUACGUAAGCUUUCCAUGAAAGCCAGCACCUGUUCCUUUAAUCCUGGAGUUUUUGUUGCAAACCUAACAGAAUGGAAACAACAGAACAUAACUAAUCAGCUGGAAAAAUGGAUGAAACUCAAUGUAGAAGAAGGAUUAUACAGCAGAACACUGGCCGGCAGCAUCACAACACCUCCUCUACUUAUCGUAUUUUAUCAACAGCACUCCACCAUUGACCCUAUGUGGAAUGUCCGCCACCUUGGUUCCAGUGCUGGCAAAAGAUAUUCACCCCAGUUUGUAAAGGCUGCGAAACUACUCCAUUGGAAUGGACAUUUUAAGCCAUGGGGAAGAACUGCUUCAUACACUGAUAUUUGGGAAAAAUGGUACAUUCCAGAUCCAACAGGCAAAUUCAGCCUAAUCCGAAGACACAUGGAAAUCUCAAACAUAAAGUAGAACAGAAUUUAACUGGAAGUAUUUCUCAGGAAAUCUCAGAAGACAGCAUGUGUAGGAAGUAAUAU
Molecule: messenger RNA, 1298 nt
Organism: Fukomys damarensis (Damara mole-rat)
Lineage: Eukaryota; Metazoa; Chordata; Mammalia; Rodentia; Bathyergidae
Gene: Glt8d1
Product: glycosyltransferase 8 domain containing 1
Exons: 10
Coding region: 118-1233 (371 amino acids)
Cellular component (GO): Golgi apparatus
Molecular function (GO): glycosyltransferase activity
Source: RefSeq, a predicted model, not a curated record